This is a messenger RNA of Owenia fusiformis, 1118 nucleotides long. The record is from the annotation of a GenBank genome assembly. NCBI's taxonomy places the organism in Eukaryota, Metazoa, Annelida, Polychaeta, Sabellida, Oweniidae.
GGCACCAUUGGAUGAAUGAGGUUGUCUAUAUGCUUCAACAUGGCACAACAGAUAGCGCCAAUGAAGAUAAGUUGCGCAACUUCGUGGAGUUUAGGACAAUGGAUGAACUUGAGAGCAUGCCAUCACCAAGGCUUUUGUUGACCCAUCUGAAAUAUGAUGAUAUGCCCAAAGACGUUUUCACUAAAGGGUGCAAGAUGUUCUACAUGUACAGAAAUCCAAAGGAUGUGGCAGUAUCAUACCUCUACCACAUGGAGGCAUUCAACUACGCAUAUUGUUUUAAUGGUGGAUGGACUGAAUACUUUGACAUGAUGCUGAACGGACCGCAUGAAUAUGGUCGAUGGAUUGAUUCUGUUCCUGACUGGCUAGAGAAGAUAUCAGGGAACCCAAACAUUUUGGUCAUUAGCUAUGAGGAUUUGAAAAAGGAAUUCAUCGACACAGCCAAGAAAUUAUCCGCACACAUUGGCAAGACUUACAACGAGGAGUUCUAUGAGAAACUAGCAGAGACGUGCAGUAUUGACACAAUGAAGAAAAAUGAUAAGCUAGAUUUCGCAAAAUUGAUAACGGGAAAACCAGCCAUACGAAAAGGCCAAGUUGGAGACUGGAAGAAUUACUUCACAGUGGCUCAGAAUGAACAAUUUAACACCAUCUACGACCCAAUUAUUGACAAACUGAAGUGUAGAGUCCAAUUUGAGUAAAAAGGAUGCUGAAAAUUAAAAUCUUAUAAUCGGAUAUUGAUGAACUUCUCUCUUUGGUAAUUGGAAGUUGUGCAUGAUUAUGUUUUGGCAAAUUCUACAAAUAAUAACAAAGAAAUUAAAAUUGAGGAACGCAAUAUUAACUAUUAUAUGCGUUCCGAAAGACACCACUUGUUUGGAAACACAUGGAUGGAUCAUCUAAUCAAGAUAUUUUAGGAAUGGUAGUCAUGAAGAUGUGAGGACAGUUCUCAUUUAGUACAUUUACCAUUUAUGGCAAAUUGGACAACUUUUUCAGCAGCCAAUUUCGAAAAUGUCCAGUGGUCAUUGAUCAUGAAAAGUAGGACAACGUUAGAAAAAUUGGCCUACAAGGAAUGGUGAUAUUGUAUUUGCAAUGUGGGGACAUUAAAUUACGGCAUUUUGACUAUA